Molecule: messenger RNA, 1978 nt
Organism: Paraphaeosphaeria sporulosa
Lineage: Eukaryota; Fungi; Ascomycota; Dothideomycetes; Pleosporales; Didymosphaeriaceae
Product: major facilitator superfamily transporter
Exons: 4
Coding region: 294-1802 (502 amino acids)
Biological process (GO): transmembrane transport
Cellular component (GO): membrane
Molecular function (GO): transmembrane transporter activity
Source: RefSeq, a predicted model, not a curated record
CCACACGAAGGCCACCUCGUGCCAAUCCGCGCGCAGCAACUUCCCGCCACUCCUUUUCCAAGCAAUGCUCCUCAAUGGCGACCUGCCCAAUGCAGCAAGCAAAUGUCGAUGAAUAUGGCAGGGAGGUCUUAUUAUCAAUGGUGGGUGUCUUGGUGUCAUUGUGGUUGUCGGAGUGCAGAAGUACUACCGAAGACAACCGUGUUAUAAGAGAGCACAUGCCUCCUUUUUCCAAGUCGACAGUUGUUCUGAGUCAUAUUCGUCCCGAGUGAGAAAGAGCAGAGCACGAAGACGUCAUGCGUAGAGACGAGAUCCAACAUGCAAGGCAGACGUCGGCGAACGUAGACGACCUAGGCCCGGAGAAGGCCAUAUAUAAGGAUUCGGACAAGGCACUCGAGUUCUUGAAGUUGAACGAGACGGGAGAAGAGCGCAAUGUGGUUGAUGAGAAGAAGCUAGUGAAGCGCAUUGAUUGGAUGAUCGUGCCUAUCAUGUUUGCCUGCUACUUUCUCCAAUACCUCGACAAGUCGCUCUUCAAUUACGCGGCUGUAAUGGGUAUCUUUGAAGACGCAAACAUAACGACCGAGCAAUACGGGAACCUCUCCUGGCUUUUCUACCUGGCAUUCCUUUUAUUCGAGAUGCCUCAUGCAUUCAUGAUGCAAAGGUUCCCUCUCGCAAAGUAUCUCGGAACGAUGGUCUGCCUCUGGGGCACAGUGGUCGCUUGCACUGCGGCGUGUAACUCCUACGCCUCGCUCGCGGCCUGCCGGUUCUUGCUGGGCAUGUUUGAGUCCGCAAUCAGCCCCUCGCUCAUCCUCAUCACGUCAAUGUGGUACAAGCGUCACGAGCAACCGAAAAGAGUAGGCUUCUGGUACAUGGGGGUUGGGAUGGCUGUCAUGGCUGGCUCCCUGAUUUCGUACGGCUUCCAGCAUUACAAAGGGACUCGCUUCAACAACUGGCAAAUCAUGUUCCUCGUAGUUGGUAUAGUCACCGUGGCGGCAGGUAUUGUCGUGAUACUCUUUCUACCAGACAAUCCAAUGUCAAGUCGGUUGUCGCACGCGGAAAAAGUUGUGGCGGUCGAGCGUCUCCGCGAAAACAACACCGGCAUUGAAAACAAACACUUCAAGUUCUAUCAGUUCCUUGAGACGAUGCGCGAUCCACAGGUCUGGCUUCUGGCGUACAUCACAACUGCUGCAAGUGUACCUAAUGGCGCGGUGGGAUCCUUCCAGAGCGUACUUAUCAAAUCCUUCGGCUUCAGCAACAAGGUCACUGCGCUGCUUCAAAUCCCCGGGGGGUUUAUUGCAGUUGUCAGCGUCAUCACUGGCACCCAGAUUGCAGCGCGGUACAACUCACGCGGCGUUAUGCAGAUCGUCUGGACGGCGUGGGGCGGUAUACUGGGCGGAGGCUUAAUCGCAUUUCUCCCGACCGGCAAUCGCGCCGGAAGGUUGGUGGGCAACUACUUUACGCAUGUUACCGGCGCCUUCCUCCCGCUUUCUUACUCGUUUGCGGCUUGUAAUUUUGCGGGCCACACCAAGAAGGUCACCAUGAACGCGAUCCUUCUCAUGUCAUUUUGCCUGGGAAACAUCCUCGGUCCGCUUACGUUCCGCGACGAGGAUGCUCCGGAGUUUACACCUGCAAAGAUUACGAUUGUUGCAGUAGACUCAACUGUCGUUGUUGCAGUCGUGAUACUGCUUGGAUACUACAGGUUGGAGAACAAGAGGCGUGACAAAGCACAGAUUCAACAUCGGCCGGACAUCGAGUUUAGCGACUUGACUGAUCGUGAGAACUUGGAAUUAAGAUACAAAUAUUGAGUAUAUAAGGAGGAGGCAAGCCAAGCUCCUCGAAGGUUAUAAGCUACUGGAGUCGUUGCACGUUGUGCGGGGUCUGGAGCCUAAUCUAUCAAUUCACCAACAAAUCUACUUCCACCAUUACCACGACGUUCAACUCUUGGUAGCAAUUGUUAUGCAGCAAUUUCAAAACGAGGUGG